This is a messenger RNA of Fusarium subglutinans, 570 nucleotides long. RefSeq names its product vegetative incompatibility het-e-1. The transcript has 2 exons. Bases 1 to 570 code for a protein of 189 amino acids. The record is from RefSeq and is a predicted model, not a curated record. Lineage: Eukaryota; Fungi; Ascomycota; Sordariomycetes; Hypocreales; Nectriaceae.
AUGAAGUACUCCACUGUCACUCUUCUCGCUGCCCUGGCUGCCUACUCUCAGGCCCAGUCCAUCUCCAUCCCUGGCGGUGACGAGGUCUCCUCUAUCAUUGACGAUGUUUCCUCCCGAAUUGAUGAUGCCUCCUCUAUCAUUGAGGAUGUCUCUACCCGUGUCGGUGACGAGGUCUCUUCUCGCAUCAGCACCGCCACCGAGACUGGUGCUUCUACCACCGUGACUGAUGCUUCCACCGUCACCGAUUCUGCAGAGACCGAGAGCGAGACCGGAUCCAGCUCUGUCGACACCAGUGCCCUUGGCAGCAUAACCAGCGCUCUUGCCAGUGCCUCCAGCGUCAUCGACGACAAGAUUGCUUCUCUCAGCUCUGAUCUCGCCACUGCUACUGGUACUGCCAGCGAGGCUCUUGAGUCCAAGAUCAAUGCUCUUGAGAGUAGUGCUGGUGCUAUCGAGAGCAGUGCUGGUGCUGCCGCCAGCAGUGCCACUGGCGACAAUGCUGGUGCCAUGCCUACUGCUGCCGUCGCUAUGGGUGCUCUCAUGGGUGGUGCUGCUCUCUUUGCCAACAUGUAA